Molecule: messenger RNA, 1391 nt
Organism: Gordionus sp. m RMFG-2023
Lineage: Eukaryota; Metazoa; Nematomorpha; Gordioida; Chordodea; Parachordodidae
Exons: 3
Coding region: 126-575 (149 amino acids)
Biological process (GO): actin filament severing; actin filament fragmentation
Cellular component (GO): actin cortical patch; actin cytoskeleton; cytoplasm
Molecular function (GO): actin filament binding
Source: RefSeq, a predicted model, not a curated record
GAGGGAUUAUAUUUGAUCAAGGGUUUGUAUAUCCAUUUAUGGUAAGCGUGUGAAAUAAUAUAAAAGAAUAUCAUAAUAAAUUUCCGGUGGUUUAUAAUUUGGAUACUUUAUAAUUCUAAAAUAAUAUGUCAUCAGGCGUAGCAGUAGAUGAUGAGUGUUUAAAAGUGUAUGAGGGUAUGAAAUUAAAAAAACAUAAUAAAUAUGUGAUAUUGGGGAUGUCAGAGGAUGAUAGGAAAAUUAAAGUUUUAAAGAAAGCUGAAGCUAAUGCCACCUAUGAUGAAUUCCUUAAAGAUCUUAAAGAGGCUGAAAGCCAAGGUGAUUGUAGAUAUGCUAUUUAUGAUUUUGAUUACAAAGUUGAAAGACAUGGCGCCCCUGAAGCAUCAACAAAUAAACUUCUAUUCUAUAUUUGGUGUCCGGGUAGUGCCAAAAUCAAGCGCAAAAUGAUUUACACCAGCAGUAAAGACGCGAUAAAGAAGAAAUUGGUCGGAAUAGGAGGCGAAAUUCAGGGAACCGAUGAUGCUGAGGUCAGCUAUGACGAAGUAUUAGAAAAGGUUAAAAGUGGUGAAAGACAUUAAGCCAAUCUUAAUACCUCUCUCGUAUAUACACUUACUUUACAAAAAAAUAACCAAAAUUUAACCACUCAUUUGUAUAAUAAUCUCUUUAAAUAUUUUUUUCUUCAAUUAGCCGAAACUUGAUAAUUAUUGAAGGUAGGUAAAGAUUUUGAGACUAUUUAUGUAAUACAUUCACGCGAAUCGUUAUUUCUAAUUAUGACAUGCAUUGCAUGUUGUGGUAUUAUGAUGCAUCACCUUAGCAAAAAAAUUAUAUUAUACCUAUAAAAACACUCGCCAUUUUAUAAAACAAAUAUAUCAAUGUUUAUUAUUUAUUUAUACAAUUUUAAAAUCUCAAUGUUAUUUAAAAUAAAACCUUUUUACAUUACAAUUUAAAAAUUUAUAAGCUCAAAACUUGAUUGGGUUUCGGUUCCCCUCUCCCCAUUGUUAUAAAUAGUUUGUGAUCAUCCAUAAAUUCAUAUUUGAUAAUUAUUAAUACAAAUCCAUUUAAAAUCUUUGUAAAAUUUCGACAUUUUUUUUUCUCAAGUUGAAAAAAAUUGUCAUUCUUUUUAUUGUCAUUUUUUUAGCAAAAUAUAUAACUGAACUGCUAAUAUUUAUUAAAUUAUAUUUUUGUAUCUUCAAAAUUUGUUUUAUUUAUUUCAUUUUCAAAAAAAAAUUUCAUAAUUAUUUAUUGAUAAUAAUAAUUUUUUUGCGAAAAAGUACCUUUGUUUUUUUGAUCCAUAUUUUUACAAUGAUUUAUUCAAACAAUAUAAUUAUAUAACAAUGAUAAUAUUAUAAAAAAAAUACUAGUAUAAUUUUGUGAAUAAAUAAUAAAUAACAUAA